GCAAGUGGAUGACGUGAAGCAAGUUGGUUCCCAUAAGAAAGGCACGAUGAUGGCCAGUAACGUUGUGGCAGACCUAGUAGUUGUUCUUCGUACCCUUCCGACAGUUGAGGCUGUGGAAGCACUUGGUCAGAAGAUCACUGAAGGAGUGAAGGCUCUAGACCCAAACGAGGUGAUGACAAUGUUACCAACAGAGGCUGGUUGUGAGAUAAGCUCAUCGGACGCCAGUGUUAAGAUUAUAGUCACUACCAUUCCAUCAAACCUGAAGAAGCUGGAUCCCGACAUGCAUCUACCGCAAAAAAUGAUGCAAGCAUCAUUAGCAGCUAUAAGGCAUGCAAGAUGGUCCGAGGAAAAUGCAAGCCAUUCCAGGUAAGGCCACUGUUGUUAAA
This is a messenger RNA of Anneissia japonica, 386 nucleotides long. RefSeq names its product interleukin enhancer-binding factor 2-like. The transcript is spliced from 3 exons. The record is from RefSeq and is a predicted model, not a curated record. NCBI's taxonomy places the organism in Eukaryota, Metazoa, Echinodermata, Crinoidea, Comatulida, Comatulidae. Bases 47 to 370 code for a protein of 107 amino acids.